Messenger RNA from Tetranychus urticae (two-spotted spider mite), 1255 nucleotides. RefSeq lists its product as uncharacterized. Lineage: Eukaryota; Metazoa; Arthropoda; Arachnida; Trombidiformes; Tetranychidae. The record is from RefSeq and is a predicted model, not a curated record.
AUCACUUGGAUUAAUUUCAUCAGAAAAAUCACAGCCAUAGAAAUGGUUAAUAUGGUUAAAUCUCAUGAAAGUGAACAAAAUUGGACCAGAAAAAGAAGAAAAUAUUCAACACCAAAAUGAAUUUUUGUAUUGUUUCAUCAAUUGUUUAAAGUCAAUAUAAUUAACCAAUAUUUCUAGACUGUGACAGUUUCCUCAUAUUUGGUCAGUAUUGUCAAACAAAAUGGUUUGGAUAUUGGUUGAAAGUCACUGGAUAUGUUUACAACACUCAAUAUUGGUUUGGUCUUUAUUCAGUUCAUUGCUUACUCUGAUUGGAAUAUGUUUAGCUUGGAAUCACUGGUUAUUUAGUUUAAUCAUAAUCACUGGAGUUGGUUUAUCAAUUCUAGGAAUACCUGCCUCAACAACACUUCAACCCAGGCUUUUGUUGUCAUUUAUUUUCUUGGAUAUAUUUGACAUUAUUGGUAAAACAUAUCUAACACUUGAUCUGAUCAUUUGGAGACGUAAUUUACGGACAAAUUGCAUUGAUACUCGUUCACCUGAAUGUGAUUGCAAAUUUGAUUAUUGCCGGAUGCUUUUACUUGAUACUACUAAUGGAAUAAUAUUUUUAUCGAUAAGUUGUGUUAUCAAUUUUCUUCUUUUGAUAUCAGCUAUUUACCUUUACAUUUUCAUUCGUAAAUGUUUAAAAUCUCUUCUCAGAAGAUCUCAAGCCUCUAAAAACCGGGAAGCUGUAAAGCAAUCCUCAAAUCGACCUGAUCAAGAACAGGAAAGUCGCCAUAAUCAUCAAGAAGAUCGAGUUCAGCAUAGACAUAACCAUCUUUAUCCUGAUACUCGACCUCAGUAUAAACAUCAAGUAUCACUGUGUUCACAAGCAAGUUCAACAGACUCAUUCAAUCGCGCUUAUGGAACCUUUGAAGCUUCAAUUCAGCUUGAAUACAGCAAUGAAAGCACACUAUAGUGAACAUAUUAUUGUUGUUAUUAUUUUGUAAAUUAAACUUUUUUACCUUUGUUUUUUUGUCUACUUUACACCUCUGUCUGAAUAUGGCUCCAUUUACCGGUGGCAUUCGCUUUAUACUAACACUUGGUUCAUCCAUUCUCUAAGUAUCUGAUUGAACAAAACUUCAUCAUAGACUUUUGUUUGUCUUUAUAAAUUUUAUAAAUUUGUUUAUUUUGAUACCAGCUAUUAGAUACCUUUACAUUUUAAUUUGAUGUUUUUAUGUUAAAUCUCUUCUCAAACAUCAUUGUCAUUCAACCCAUCUAA